AGUAAACAUUGAUACGACCGAGAGGAUGCAGUUGACGUGUCUUUACGUGUUUCUGUGAAAGGGGGCUCCGCCGUCUUCUCUCCCAUCUGGACUGUUCGAUUCCGCGCAGAGAAGAAGACUUUGAACGCGGAGUCUGAAAGCUUCAUCAAAUCCUACAAAUCAACAUACGCAUUCAUGUACAUCCAUACUUCCAUACUUUUCAUUCAUCAUAUAUAAGAAAAAAAGCAUUUUUUUUUUGCUUAAAGUAAUGGGGACGCCGGCAAUUCCAAAUCUGGGAGAACAGUGCUCUGUUAAUGAUUGUAAGCUCAUAGAUUUCCUUCCUUUCACCUGCGAUUGCUGCAACAAGGUUUUUUGUCUAGAACACCGGAGUUACAGUACACAUGAAUGCCCAAAUGCUAAUAAAAACGACAUAACAGUUGUCAUCUGUCCACUCUGUGCAAAGGGAGUUCAUUUAGUCCCAAAUCAAGAUCCAAACAUCACAUGGGAAUCACACGUGAACACAGAUUGUGAUCCAUCAAAUUACGAAAAAGCCACCAAGAAAAAGAAAUGUCCAGUUCGUGGCUGUAAAGAAAUCCUCACAUUCUCAAACACAAUCAAAUGUCGCGACUGCACCAUUGACCACUGCCUAAAACACCGGUUCGGACCCGACCACACUUGCCCUGGCCCUAAAAAACCCGAACCCACUUUCCCAUUUUGGGGAUACGGGAACCCGGAUCGCAAAAAGCAAAACCCACCACCAAAACAGGCGACCCAUGGAUCCGGAUCCGGAUCUGGAUCGAAAUGGGCUAAUGGUUUCUUGAAGGCGGCUUCAUCUGUUAAGGCUUCUGCUGGAGCUGGAAUAGUGAAAUGGGGUAAUGAUAUUGGGCAAGUGUUUCAGGGUGGGAAAGAUGGAGAGGGUGGUUCCAGUGGUGGUGACAGGGUGGGGCAAAUGGAGGUGUGUCCUGUUUGUAAUAUGAAGUUUUCUAGGGUUGGAGAUUUGAUAGAUCAUGUGCAGAAAGUUCAUGAGAAGAAAGAGGUGAUGAAGGUGACAUUAGAUGUGUGUCCAAAGUGUAGUAAAGGGUUUCGUGAUCCUGUUGCACUUGUGGAGCAUGUUGAAAGAGAACAUAGAGGUACUUCCAAAGCUUAGAGAUCGUUAUUUCUUUUAUUCCAUUGUCAAUUUGUUAUUUGCAAACCAUAUUUGUUACUCUUCCUCGUUUUUCCAUAUCAUUAUUUUUGUGAAGGAAACCGUGAAGAUGAAUUGUCUUGUUUUAGAUAUAGAAUCAUUUGUGUCUCAA
This is a messenger RNA of Lactuca sativa (garden lettuce), 1274 nucleotides long. Its product is annotated as zinc finger (C2H2 type, AN1-like) family protein. Gene Ontology annotation, molecular function: zinc ion binding. The record is from RefSeq and is a predicted model, not a curated record. Lineage: Eukaryota; Viridiplantae; Streptophyta; Magnoliopsida; Asterales; Asteraceae. Gene Ontology annotation, cellular component: cytoplasm.